Messenger RNA from Mesitornis unicolor (brown roatelo), 1133 nucleotides. It is a transcript of the gene CACNA2D2, whose product is annotated as calcium channel, voltage-dependent, alpha 2/delta subunit 2. The record is from RefSeq and is a predicted model, not a curated record. The transcript has 14 exons. Gene Ontology annotation, molecular function: voltage-gated calcium channel activity. The annotation marks the transcript as partial. NCBI's taxonomy places the organism in Eukaryota, Metazoa, Chordata, Aves, Mesitornithiformes, Mesitornithidae. Gene Ontology annotation, cellular component: voltage-gated calcium channel complex.
GUACAUCCAAGGAGCCUCCUCCCCGAAGGACAUGGUCAUCAUUGUGGACGUGAGCGGCAGCGUGAGUGGCCUCACCCUCAAGCUGAUGAAGACCUCGGUCUAUGAGAUGCUGGACACCCUCUCAGACGACGACUACGUCAACGUGGCCUCAUUCAACGAGAAGGCGAAGCCAGUGUCAUGCUUCAAGCACCUGGUGCAGGCCAACAUCCGGAACAAGAAGGUCUUCAAGGAGGACGUGCAGGGGAUGGUGGCCAAGGGCACGACCGACUACAAGGCUGGCUUUGAGUACGCCUUCGACCAGCUGCAGAACUCCAACAUCACGCGUGCCAACUGCAACAAGAUGAUCAUGAUGUUCACGGACGGCGGCGAGGACCGGGUGCAGGACGUCUUUGAGAAGUACAACUGGCCCAAUAAGACGGUGCGGGUCUUCACCUUCUCCGUUGGGCAGCACAACUACGACGUGACCCCGCUGCAGUGGAUGGCCUGCGCCAACAAAGGUUACUACUUCGAAAUCCCCUCCAUCGGUGCCAUCCGCAUCAACACGCAGGAGUACCUGGACGUGCUGGGCAGACCCAUGGUCCUGGCUGGGAACCGAGCAAAGCAGGUUCAGUGGACCAACGUCUACCAAGAUGCCCUGGGGCUGGGCCUGGUGGUGACGGGCACGCUGCCGGUGUUCAACCUGACGGAGGACAGCAGUGACAGGAAGAACCAGCUCAUCCUGGGCGUGAUGGGGAUCGAUGUGGCUCUCAAUGACAUCAAGAGGCUUACGCCGCGAUACAACCUGGGGGCAAAUGGUUACGUCUUCGCCAUUGACCUGAACGGCUACGUCCUGCUGCCCCCCCACCCGCCGAUCAUCAAUUUCCGCGAGCCGGUGACGCUGGAUUUCCUGGAUGCUGAGCUGGAGGAUGAGAACAAGGAGGAGAUCCGAAGAAGCAUGAUCGAUGGGAACGACGGGCAGAGGUUCAUCAAGACCCUCAUCAAGUCCCUGGAUGAGCAAUACAUCGACGAGGGGUUCAGGACCUACACGUGGGCCCCCAUCAAAAGCACCAACUACAGCCUGGGGCUGGUCCUGCCUCCCUACAGCACCUACUACAUCCAGGCUAACCUCAGCGACCAGAUCCUGCAAGUCAAGU